Molecule: messenger RNA, 4627 nt
Organism: Pogona vitticeps (central bearded dragon)
Lineage: Eukaryota; Metazoa; Chordata; Lepidosauria; Squamata; Agamidae
Gene: SYNPO2
Product: synaptopodin 2
Biological process (GO): positive regulation of actin filament bundle assembly
Cellular component (GO): actin cytoskeleton; stress fiber; Z disc
Molecular function (GO): actin binding
Source: RefSeq, a predicted model, not a curated record
CGCAGGGAAUGACUGGGGUGUUUCAGGGAGAGAGCGAGAAGCGAGCGGUGCGCCGGCUGGGUCAGCCGCCCAAGUUUGCUGGGGUGCCUCUCGAUGAGCACCAUCUGGAAAGGGAGCUUCAAGUUCAGCGAAGAUCGCCCCUAGUCACUUCUAGGAAACACGCGCACAGACACCACCAGGCAGCUUGAUUUUUUUUAAAGAAGUUUUUUCUGCAGAGGGAUACGGCUUGACCUGGCCAGGAAGAAAAUGGGUACCGGGGAUUAUAUCUGCAUCACCAUGACUGGAGGGGCACCUUGGGGGUUUCGACUUCAAGGUGGCAAAGAAGAAAAGCAGCCUUUACAGAUCGCCAAGAUUCGGAAUAAAAGCAAAGCGUCGAAAGCUGGGCUCUGUGAAGGAGAUGAGGUGAUAUCUAUCAAUGGCACCCCUUGUGCAGACUUGUCCUAUGCCGAAGUUAUCGCCCUGAUGGAAGGCCUGUCUGACACUCUCCAAAUGCUUAUUAAAAGAUCUUCCAUUGGGGCAAAUGAGACCUUACACCCUGAAACAGAAAAUGGAGAACGGAAUGAAAUUAAAAAUGAGGAUUAUAAAGAAAGCACCACCCUGCAUAUCAGAACAGCAGUGCCAAGACCCCACCAGGAACUAUUGAUCACCACAGGGGCCAUCCCAAAAGUUGUGGAGCAAAGCGACAUGGAUUUUUCUGGGGCAAAGCAAGAAAGAGAGCUAACGUAUUGCCACAAAAUUCCUCCUAAAGUGAUUGAAGCCCCUCGAGCACACUUAAUUGACAUAUCUACUUUCACUGGGGGGACUGGAGAAAAGCCAGGCCCUACAGUUGAGCUGCAGUUGUCCUUCUCUCAGGGCAGACACCAAGGCAGCAGUGCUGCAGGACUCACUGUUCUGGAGGCUGAACAGUGUAUGCCUUCAGAAACAAGACCCACUUCUCUGCAAGAUGGGACUGGCUGGGUGAGUGCUACAGCUCCUGCAACCGAGAAAGACCCCGCUGCUCUCCAACAGUCAAGCCAGAUUUUCCAGAUUGCUAGUGGCAAGGAGGCCAAAAUAAUCCACAGAGAUGAGACAAAGGAGCCCCCUCUCACCAGGGUGGAAGUGAUCUUGGACUGUUCUGACAGGGGGGAAGAAGCAUCGAGGUCUCUGGUUGAAAAGGGGUGUGUGGAUUCUCAAGUGGAAGGAGGGCCAUCCGAGGCACCUCCUUCUGUGGUCUCCUUUGGAAUCUCAUCAGAAGGCACUGAGCACGGAGAAGACGGCCAGCACUCUGAAAGGGAACACAGCAGACCUCACAAACACCGGGCAAGGCACGCCAGGCUCAGACGGAGUGAGAGCCUGUCAGAGAAGCAGGUGAAAGAAGCCAAAUCUAAAUGUAAGAGCAUUGCCCUGUUGCUGACGGCAGCUCCAAAUCCCAACUCCAAAGGGGUGUUGAUGUUCAAGAAGCGUCGCCAAAGGGCGAGGAAAUAUACUUUGGUCAGCUACGGCACUGGUGAGUUAGAGCGUUACGAGGACGAAGGAGAAGAAGACGAGGGUGACGAAGGGGAGAAGGAGAACGCUUUUGAAGUGACCUUACUAGGGACGAGUGAGUCAGAAAUAGAUGAAGAUUUCUUCUCCGACCUUGAGAAGGAAAACCGGAUUGUGACCUUUGACUGGGACACUGGGCUACUUGAGGUUGAGAAGAAACCCAAAAGUGGGGACGAGAUGUCUCAGCUGCUUCCAGACAGCAAAGGAAAGGGAGCGCUCAUGUUUGCCAAGAGACGGCAAAGGGUGGACCAGGUGACGGCUGAGCAAGAGGCCAUGAAGGUGCAGGCUGUCCACAGCCAUUCUGAGGAGCACCAAGAGGCCACCACAAGAGAGAGCACCCAGAAAAUCAGCUCCUCUUUGUAUCAGACAAAACAAGAUGCCUCCAGAGUUCAGCAGAGCCAUGUAAGCAAAAGCUACAUAGAAGUGAGCCAUAGUCAUAACACACCAAUUCAGCAAAACGGCAUUGGAGUUGCCCCAGAAACGAAUGCAAUGUACCCAUCUUCUGAAGCCUUUAAGACGGCUACUUUAAACAGAACAGCCAAGCCUUUCCCUGGUGUGCAGAACAGAGCGGCAGCUCCAUUUUCACCCACACGGAGUAUGACUAGUCCUCUCUCGGAUCUACCUGCACCACCUCCUUAUGCUUCAGUCAGCCCACCACCUGAAACCCUAUACAGGACUGUUUUGACUCCAGUGGCCACCAGCACAACUCAGUCAACGCUACUGUCUCCAACAGAAUCGACUGAACAGAUUGCAUCCAGGGAUGAAAGGAUUGCAGUGCCGGCCAUAAGAACUGGAAUAUUGCAAGAUGCAAAGAGGAGAAGCACUGCAAAGCCUAUGUUUACUUUCAAAGAAGCCCCCAAGGUGAGCCCCAAUCCUGCUCUUUUGUCACUUGUACAGAAUACAGAAGGCAAAAAAGGUGCUGGCGCUGGCUUUGAAUCAGGCCCCGAAGAAGAUUACCUCAGCUUGGGAGCAGAGGCUUGCAAUUUCAUGCAAAUCCAAGCAGCCAAACAAAAGGUCCCCCCUCCGGUGGCUCCAAAACCCUCACUCAAGGUCUCUCCCACUACCACAACACCAAUACCACCAGUUUGGUCACCUCCAGCUGUGGCCCAGCCACCUGUCUUUCCAUCUCCAAACUCACCUCAGGAGGCUGCUCCAGCACCUGUCAAAAUGGCACAACCUGCUUAUCCUCCUCCACAGCCACCCACUAGUCUUAACCUUGCUGGUCCCUUUAAAGGACCUCAGACAGCCUCUUUGCACCAAAAUUACACACCCAAAACCACACCAGUCACACCGGUAGGUAACUCAGCACUUGCUGGAGGAAUGGGGCCAGCUUUUGAGAUGCCCCCGGCUAUGAGUGGGAAGGGAGCCCAGCUCUUUGCCAAAAGGCAAUCCCGAAUGGAGAAAUAUGUGGUAGAUUCGGAAACUGUGCAGGCCAAUAUGGCACGGUCUUUAUCACCAACUCCGUCUCUGCCAGCUUCUUGGAAAUAUUCAUCAAAUGUUCGGGCACCACCACCAGUGGCUUAUAAUCCCAUUCAGUCCCCAUCUUAUCCUCUUGCUGCAACCAAGUCCCAGUCAAAGUCUCCUGGAGCGGCCAAAAAUACCAAGAAAAAACCUAAGAAAGCACUUAGUUCUUUGGAAGUGAUGAAGCAUCAGCCAUACCAGCUCAAUGCAUCCUUAUUUACAUUUCAGCCUCCCUCUGAGCAUAAGGAAGGCCUGCUUAAGCAACCCACCAAGUUUGACUCAGUAUCUGCCUCAAAACCAGCUCUGCCAUCAAGAUCACUCAAUGCUGAUUCUCCCUCUAAUGUCCGAUCUUCUUCAGUAUACUCUGUACCAGCCUACAGUUCGCAACCUUUCUUCCCAUCAAAUGCCUCUAGCCCCAUAAUUGAGUCUUGUGCAUCAACAGGAUACCCUACUUUCUCAAAGCAGGAGCCAAUGGCAUCCUCUACAUUUUCUGCUCCCAGGCCAAAGUUCUCAGCCAAGAAAGUUGGCGUCACAGCACAGGAAAGAGCCAGCGAACGAUCUUUCUCAGUUCCUGGAUGGCAUUCUUCAGCCACUUCCCGGUCCAUGUCACCUGUUUCUCCUGCGAUGUUCCAGCCUGCCUCUGAUUCCUUCAGCAAACUGCCUACAGCUGUUCACAAGCCUGGCAAGAGGCUGACUCCAUGGGAAGCCGCAGCCAAGUCUCCACUUGGACUUGUGGAUGAUGCCUUUGCCCCCCAAACCAUUCAAGAGUCGAUUGCUGCAAAUGUUGUGUCAGCUGCUCGCAGGAAAACACUACCCACUCCACCAGAUGACUGGAAACAAAAAGUAGCCUAUGAGCAUCCAGCUCCAAGUGUCCACGCUAAAUUACCUUCAUUUGGAAGGAGCUAUUCAGCAGCCGUGUUUCCUGCCAAGAGCACAAUGUCUGCUCCCAGCUCCACUGCUCACUGUGGAUCUCGUCUUCAGCAUGCAUAUUACAACCAGCGUGCCCGAACUGAUCCUGACGUGAUCUCCAUGGAUUCCAGGUCUGAUUACUGCCUGUCAAUUGCUGACUCCAAUUAUAAUCCGCAUCCAAAGGGAUGGAGGCGCCAAACAUGAGAAGCAAAAUAUCCCAUCUUGGUUUUUUCUUCUUGAAAUUCUAAAAGUCUUAAAUUCCAAGGUGAAUGAAGAAUGGGAAGAAGUGGUCUGUGUGGAUAGAUGUUUUCUAGCCUGCCAGAAUUAAAUACAUAAGAAGUUAUCUAGGAAGUUGUCAAGAACCCAUAAAAAUCUGAGUCCUUAAUAGCAUAACAGGUUUUGCUCUAAUUUUAAAGAUUUUCUGUCCCUCUUUCUGUCUCUGUUUCUCUCUCUGAUGAGAAGUUGAAACUGCAUGGAAAAACGUAAGCUGGAAGAGUGCAACAACUGAGACAUUUUUAAACUAUCUGAGGAGUAUCUCUCAAAAAUGUAAUCUUAGGACUCCCAAAAAGCUUUCUAAGUUUCCUGUUCCAAGUUGGCCUAUCUCUGGAGUUACAGAAGUUUGUGCUCUCCUUCCCGUGUAAAGACAAUUAAUGCCACAAACAUUUUAGUUGUGAUAUUUUGAUUUUUCACUGAAAUGAGACUUUUCUAUCUUGUAAAAUAAUUUGUUGCAAAGAAA